Messenger RNA from Phalaenopsis equestris, 1169 nucleotides. Its product is annotated as peptide methionine sulfoxide reductase A3-like. The coding region runs from base 119 to 916 and encodes 265 amino acids. Gene Ontology annotation, cellular component: cytoplasm. Gene Ontology annotation, biological process: cellular response to oxidative stress. Gene Ontology annotation, molecular function: peptide-methionine (S)-S-oxide reductase activity. Lineage: Eukaryota; Viridiplantae; Streptophyta; Magnoliopsida; Asparagales; Orchidaceae. The record is from RefSeq and is a predicted model, not a curated record. The transcript has 2 exons.
CUCGAUUUUAUUUUGUAACGAAGCGAACGCCCGGAUACUGCCGAGCGGACUCCACUCGAGUUUUUGCAAUCGCUUCCGUCGUCUGCUUUUCAAUUCCUUGCUUCUAUUCCACGCCUCAAUGAACCUAAUCUUACCCGCGGUUUCGCCUUCUGCUGCUCAGUUCUCUCUCAUCGCCGCUUCCCUCUCCUCCUUCCCUCGCCUCCGUCUAGUCUCCACCGUAUUGCCCCCUAAACUGUAUCACCUCCCUUUUUCAUCCCCUUCCUCUCCCUCGCACCGAUCCCCACCAUCGAUGAGUUGGCUAGGGAAACUUGGUUGGUUAGGGUUCGGAAAUCGCGCGGGGCUUUCAUCUAUGGAUACUUCAUCGGCGGCAAUCGCUCAGGGGCCGGACGACGACGUGCCAGAACCGGGGCAACAGUUUGCGCAGUUUGGCGCCGGAUGCUUCUGGGGCGUCGAGCUGGCUUUCCAGAGGGUACCGGGCGUUACGAAGACGGAGGUCGGUUAUAGUCAGGGCAUGGUGCAUAAUCCGACUUACGAAGAUGUGUGCACUGGGACGACGAACCAUUCGGAGGUCGUGCGAAUGCAGUAUGAUCCCAAUUCGUGCCGUUAUGAGGAUCUGCUAGAUGUUUUCUGGGCUCGCCACGAUCCUACUACUCUCAAUCGCCAGGGCAAUGACGUGGGGACUCAGUAUCGUUCUGGGAUAUACUACUACACACCAGAGCAGGAGAAGGCCGCCAAGGAAUCUCUUGAAGAGCACCAGAAGACCUUGGGUCGGAAGAUUGUCACAGAGAUUCUUCCUGCCAAGAAAUUUUACAGAGCAGAAGAAUACCAUCAACAGUACCUUGAAAAAGGCGGCCGCUUUGGUUUCCGGCAAUCUGCUUCGAAGGGCUGCAACGAUCCCAUUCGCUGUUACGGUUGAUGUUCUUAUGGUAAGUAUGCUUUAUAUGUUUUUCAAAUAUUUAUUUCAUAAGCAGUUGGAACCUCUUAAAUACCGUUGGAAUUUAGCUUCUAGUCCGUAAAUGUUGUUGUACAUAAACCUUAUGCAUUCCUUUAUUUUAGUAUUGGGGUGAUGUAUAUAAUGUUUUAUUUCUGGUGAUGUAGGCUGAUGGCCUUAUAGAUGAUGCUUGUAUGGUAUUCAAAAUCUUAAUCUAUAGUUUGCUCAUUUGGUUGAA